CAUCUUCUCUUAAUAAAUUCAAAGUGAGUUUGGAUCUCAACAGCACUAAGAAUUGCAAGGAUUAACAUAGGUUGACUGGCUUCCUAUCCUUACCACGUAGUAAGUAAGUACUGAAUACCAAAAUCUUACUUCGGUUGGAAGUCCGGUCUUCAGCGAUAAAAAAUAGUAAGUCGUUUGACCUGUGUUAAUCCUCGGAGCGAAGAUCCAGCUUCUCUUUGAGAUUGUACACUGGUGGAAAUGAUGACACCUGUUCGCGUAGAGUACUCUGGAACGCACCUUCUAGUCAUUGAACAAUCGGUGUAGGAGAAUCCCACUGAGUUUAUUUGGUUGAGGUUUAUUAAAUUCAUUGUGGCCUCGGAGAUAAUUAGUUCCGUAGGGAGUUAUAUCAUAAGUGUUAACAUCAAAAUCAUUACUUAAGAUGCGGAAUAACAACCAUAACAAUUGAAAAUCUUUGAGAAUUGCUGUAUUGCAAUCCGUAGUUGUUUUCAAGUCAUGACUCACUGAUAUUCCUGUCUUGUUGUUCCUGCACUCGUAGAAGCGACGUACCAUUAACGGCAUACUGCUAAUUAGCAGUGGUUAUAACCAUUGCCGUGUCCAAUGUAGAAUAACACACUCUUGGUGAUUCGUUGACGUAGAAAAAGAAAAAUAGGGGACGUAAGAUGGUGUCUUAAGGUAUACUGAUUUUAAUCGAUUUCAUUGCAGAUGGUGUUCUAUCUACCAUCAUCCUUUGUCUCUGGUCACAAGAAUUUCUCUCGCUCUUAUAUGACUCCUGUUGUUCCAAAGCUUGAGAGCUUUGCACAAGCCCUUAUCGAUACACAUCAAAAUAUUUGAAUAUCACACUGAUAGUCAAACCACUAUCCUAGGUUGGCUGUCCAAUUAUCUCUAUUGGUUAGUUAAUCAUAAAUAUUGAGACUCGUGUUUCUUAAGGGUAAAUAGAUUGCAUGAUUCUACAUGACUUAGUAACUUAGUCCGAAUUGUUUUCUCAAACACAUUAGCUACUGCGUUAGUUGGACCAAUAGUUCAGUAGUUGGGAACGAUAUAUCUUUCUAUACUUAAGUACAGGGUUAGCGAUAGCAUUCUUUUAAUCUCUAAAGAGUCCGAAAAAGGGACAUGUUAAAUGGUACCGUGAGUGGUUCUGAAAUAAUGCCCAGGAGGAAUAAUAGCAAUUGUAAAUGUAACCUGUCGGGCCUCGGUGACUUACAAGCAUUGGUAUUGUAGCAGCAACUACCAUGGUAUCUCAGUGGCGUGGUUAUUGGGUGUGUUGACAACAAAGCCAGCAGAGUAGACCUCACUGAAGUAGUUUGACAAAAUCUCAGCUUUGACCGUGUUUGAAUUAUCGUGUAAUAGUAACGGGGGACUCCAAUACUACGUUUUGUCCUCCGCUUGACAUACGAAAACAAUCGUUCUUGGGAAUUACGGCUAUCGUGUGUCGAAUGUCUUUCGUAUGUAGUGCGGGGUCUAGCUCUAGCCAUUUUACGUACACCCCUGAUUUUUCGGUACUCAUACUUAAAUAACUCACGACCAGUGUUAGAAACAAGUCGCAAAAAUGUUUCCUACUCUGUAUCAUUUCCCGAUUCAUGAAAGGCAGUUUUAUUGCUUAUGUGUUGACCAUGAUAUGAACGGCAAUGUUAUGGCCUCGAAUAUGUCUUCAAACCCACUCCAUCUUUAUUCAAUCAACCUAUCUAAAUGACUGACCAAUUUUUUGAGGUAGCACAGUCUCUCUUUGCUGGAAUGUUGGAUUAGAAAGAACAGGUAUUUCUUGUUUGGGUUUUACGUUCUUUUUUAGUUUGAGAUACCGCAAAAUGGUUUUUUGUUUUUAACACAUGGUCAUUUGAGUCUUAAAUAAACAUACACUUUAGUGUGACAGUGCUAUCUUUCAUUGAUGUCUAAAUUUCUUACAAGAACUAGUAAUUUCUGUCUUAAUGCUAACAGGCUCGGCAGUAUAAGUUAGUUUAACUCCCAUCAUUUUGAUCUUAUACCUUCAGGAGUAUGGUUUUAAAACACAAUUGUAUCAACUCAUCAGUUAAUUGACGUCAGCUAUUUGACUAAUAUUUCUGUGCUUUUUAGCCUUCAGAUGGAUGAACGCUUUACUACGGCGUUGUCUAUAUGGAUCCAUAAACCCCAGGUUGUACAUAAAGAUGUAUUUGCUUCAUCCGUUGUAUCCGAAACUGAUGAAUCCUGCGUAAGAUUUAUCUAUCCGAAGCUCCGUACUGGGAUCAGUGAAUUCACUGAAGUUUGUUCCAAAGGAUCAGCUUAUAAGUUUUCAUCGAUCUCCAUAACUUACAUUAUCGAGGAAACAAAUGGUCGCAUUCAAGUUUCCGUCUUGGAUGAGUCUCCUGGGUUUCUCCAGGGUUCUUGGCUGAAAGACGUCCUUGAACAGAAGCUUAAUCUUUGGUAUUCUUGUGAUGCAAAAGUUAAUAUUCCUUCCCUCUCACUAAUUGAUUGCCGUUUAUAUCAAUUGCAAUACGAACGCUUGAAAAAUACCUAUGGACCUACUCUAGUUAAGAACUGGUCGGAGAAAACAGACCCAAUGAAAUUCGUGUAUGAAGAUAUUGGCAUAGCUUGCUACCUUAUAUGUUUAUGGAAAAAUGAACUUGUUAAUUUCGUCGAUCUUGGUUGUGGAAACGGAUUGUUGACGUACAUACUUUUGUCGGAAGGAUUCACUGGCAUAGGAAUAGAUGUACGUAGAAGGCACAUUUGGAAGUCUUAUCCACUAAGUGUACAACAACGUUUAAAGGAAAUUUCGUUAAAUCCAGAAGAAGUUUGUGGGUUUCCACAAGCCAAUUGGCUAAUUGGGAAUCACAGUGAUGAACUUACACCUUGGUUGCCUAUACUGGCAUGUAAAAGUGGACCAUCAUGCAAGAUAUUUGUUUUACCAUGUUGUCCUUACAGUCUUUUUGGAAAAUUCAAUAUCCCGAAAAGUUCACUUUCAUUUUUACCUGACGACAUAAAUGUCAAACAGAUAACAGAAAAUAGUCGAUAUGGUACAUAUCUUAAUUAUAUACAACACAUUUUUGCCAUUUGCAGAUUUAUACCUGAAGUUGAUGCGCUCAGAAUACCAUCAACCAAACGUAUAUGUAUUGUUGGUCGAGAUAUAAUCGAUUCAAAGUGUUUCGAAAAUAAUGAGCACUCAAACCGUUUGUCUGCUGUUAAUAAAUACAUUGAAUACGAACGUGAUAUUACUUCAAAGCCUAACAAAACGUUUGUUGCACGUCCACCCACAGAGAUUCCCUGUAAUUGUACAAGAGUUUCGAAAUUUGUUCUUGACAAAAUAUCACAUACAGUUUUCAAAGCCUUAUUAAUCUGUAAACCAGAUAAAUAUCGUUUACAAUCCCAUAAUCUUGUGCUUUCUGAUGAUUUAAGAAUAAGAACUUUGGACAAUCGUUGGUGGAAUCCUGGUGGUACAUUAACUUUAUCAGAGUGCAGUGAACUUGUGUCACUAGAAGACAUGAAAUUAUUAAAAUCUCAGCAUGGUGGUUUGCAAACUGUCUUGAGGAAUCACCAUCAGUGUUUUCGAAGUGAGUUGACUUAACAUGAAAUUAAUUAAUUAGUCUAUGUGACCUGUAUAUUUUCAUGCAAUUUUACAUUGUAUAUGUAUUAGCAGUUCAAAAUGUGACUAGUGUUUGAAUGUAGUACUUCUGAUUUUUUUAAGUGCACACCAUUUAAUCGGAUAAACAGUACAAAGAAUAAAGGAUUUUAAAAGUUCUAGGUAGUACUCUCCAGCUGGAAUGAACUGGGUGCAUAAUAUUUAGAGGGGUAUAUAUAUACUUAAAUUCAUGAUGCAGUUAGAGCUAGAAGCACUGGACGGCCGUUCCGUGCUAGUAUGAAACUCAUCAGCAGUCUGCAUCCACGACCCCGCCCCGCGGGAUUAGAAUUCAGGACCUAUCAGUUUCGCGCGCGAACGCUUAACUUCUAUAUAUGUAUGGAUGUGUGUAUGUAAAUUUAUUACACUAUGACAGGGUGAGUAGGUGUACAUAUGACUAGAUCCGAAAUCAAACCUAGUGAUUAAAUUUAGACAAAGUAAAUAAAUAUUAUACCAUCAAAUAAGUUAGUAGUAACCGAUUAAGAAAUUUCUUAGCAGUGUAGACAGGUGUACAAUAGUGAAGGUAUCUAAAAAUGUAGAAUAAAGUAGAAAUCACAAUACUUCAAAAAUGAUUCCUUAUUAAUCACCAGAACCGUUUAUAUUUGUCAACUUAGUUUAUUGAGUCAAAUCAGAAUGAUUUGUGUCGGUUCAUAUACUUUCGUAUUCAGUAGUCUGUUAACAAUCGUUAAUGGCUAAGAAUUUUCCUCUCCGCUUAGCUAAAGGGGUUAAGCAAAUACUCACUCAUAAAAGUAGUUAGCCAUUUUCGAAUGUCUUUAGUUUUCUUGUCGCUUAAGAUAAUUUGAAGUGUCGAUAAUCAAUGUAAUAUGUCGAGCUAAUCGUUGCAAUAUACGCUCGCUAGUGCUCGAAAGAUGAGCUUUGAGAAGUAUUAUAAGAAUUGUUGAACCUCAAUCUAGCCACUUCAUGUAUAUCAUUCUUACAUGGUAACUGGUUUGUAAUUGUGGUAGCAAUUUUCUUAUUUCUUUAUUGGUAAGUCAUUCAGGAUAUAUUUAACAAUUCGCAUCUCGUAUAUAAAUGCUGUCGAAUAGAUUUACUAAAUGGCUAACUAUUCUUUCCACAGAUACCUCAGUUUUUAUGUUAUCUUGAUUUGUUUAAUAUUUCCUCACAUUAAUUCUCGACGCAUAUAAACUAUAAGGGGUAUUUUAGCUAAACGGCUUUACUAAAACCCGUUAGAUCUUGUUUUCCUUACCGUGGUUGCUAAUUUUAUCUUUGUUAUUUAGUGAAAAAAUAAUGAAUUCCCUUAUUUUUUAAAACUUGGUGGAAAUUAGGAAUCCAGAAGAAAAGUGUAUAUCGUCAAUGUGUUUGCUUCACGUGUGAUACGAUUAAUAAACAAUGUUAGGCCAAUGAAAUAGUAGAUUCUGGAUAGUACAUAACGGUGUGCUAGAUUGGUUAUUUUUUGCCAUUAUUAUUUUUCUAGGACAGUUGUUGUAGAAGUCAGAGAGACAUAAGUGUGAGUUCAACGAAAGCAUCAAAAGUAUGUUUUCGAAGACAAAUUUGUAUUGAGUAAUAUAGCGUAUGUUAACUAAAUUAAGUCCGCAUUAAAGACUACCUAGUGAUUACGGCACUCAGUUAUACACAUAUUCAGAAGAAAUGUAGUUCUUUUCGUCCCUAGCUCACAUUACUCGAAAGUUUACAACUUCUUUAUAGUGUAUUGUUUCUGGCCGUAGAUUGCCGAAAGAUGUAGCAUUUCAAACGAUAAAUUGGACAAAGUUAUACUAAUGCAAAUAAACUAGAUAAGAUGGAAAACCUUACUAAAAUCUAGUGGUAUUGUAAUAAAAAUAAUAUACUUAUAAAUAUUCCAAUCCAUAGAAAAACUAAAUUUUCAAAUUUUCCGACUUAAUUUUCCUACUCAUUUGGACAUUACAAAUAUAUUGUUAUUGAUAAUAACAAUAUACUUAAUACUCAAUUUAUUUGAAAUUAUCAAGUCACACCUUGGUAAUGAUACCUAAUGGUAUUUUGUUUCCGAGAUAUUAUAUCGUAUCUUAAUGUUACACUGUGAUACGAACACGCUUGUAAGCAGCUGAUGGGAAACCAUAAGAUAAAAUGAAUUCAUAUUAUUUUGCUUCAGUUGUUGUUUUGGCUUUAUUCAAAUUCGUAAAAGAAACCAAUCGUAUGAAAAACUUAUUUAUUCGAUUGGCUUAUAAUUACUUUCUAGCAACAUAGUUGUUUACUUAAUGGCGUAAUGUAAAAUAAACUUCAGUAUGUGAUUAAAAUACCCCUCGUGUGAACAACAAAACAGAAUACUUAGUUAUCACGAGAUGGGUAGUUUAAAAACUCUACUCACCUCUACAGAUAACAGUGACCUCGUAAAAUCUGAUCAUUCGUCUCAUUGGAUAAAGGUGCUUAAGAAAUCCGCUUCAUUGAGGCCAUUUCCAUUUUCGCAUUUCACGAAUCGCAAACCAAAACGAUGUGUUCAUGACAAGAAUCAAUCUGUCUACUAAGUUUAUUCUCAACUAUGCGUUAUUAAGAUCUAAAUGUUUGUUCUAUUCCCAUGCUCAUGUAAAACUGGUUAUUUUUGCGCCUAUGGAACUUUGCUUAUAGUAUUUUUUGUUUAUUCAUCAAGCUAUCAAAAACACCGUUCAGUUA
This is a messenger RNA of Schistosoma bovis, 6187 nucleotides long. The record is from the annotation of a GenBank genome assembly. NCBI's taxonomy places the organism in Eukaryota, Metazoa, Platyhelminthes, Trematoda, Strigeidida, Schistosomatidae.